GGUUGGGCUUUUUUGAUCUACGUGAUUCAGCGCAGUUUUUGCGGAAGGACUGUUUCUACUACCCAACAAAAGACGACAAGACGUGACGGCGCGAGGGAAAAACGACAGGCUGGUUUAUAAAACUGAAUAAUGGAGAAUCCAGAGGUUUAUAGCCCCACAACCACGGCCCAACAGCCCACCAAAGACAGAUGUUUCAUGGUGCCGUCAAAACAUCUGGACUCCAAGAGGUUCUUCCUUAAAGCUCUGGAAGUGCUCCUGUCGUUCGUGGCCUUCGUUCUGGAGGAAGUGGUCAGUAACUGCACUUCCUGUGCUCCGCUGUAUUUUUUCGAGUUCGUCAGCUGCACAGCCUUCCUCUUCACCCUCCUCCUCCUCAUCCUCCUCGUCACUCCGCUGUACCUGAGAGUCGGCAUCACCUGCUGGCCUCUACUGGAUUUUGUAUACACGCUCGUCAUCGCCGUUUUCUUCGCCAUUGCCUCGAUUGUGUUUGCAGCAGAUAACGGAGAUAUGACCACGGAAAAAGCCGCUGUGGUGUUCGGAUUCGUGGCGACGGUCGUUUUCUUCAUAGAUCUUGGUUUGUUCGUAAUGAAUCAAGGAAUUCCGUGUUUGAAGCGAAGUCCAGCUGCUGACAACACGCCAGUUCCUGUUGCGGAAGCUGAGAAGCUAAAUGCUAACGGAAACGAAUGAGUCGUUUUUAUAUCUGGUGACGUUUUAAUCCAGCCAAUCCACUUCCAGUUCGCUCCCCAGACUGACCAAUGAGAGCACUGAACCUCCCAGUGGUCUUAAUCAUCUUUAUCCUUAUCGUUUUUUUUUUGUUUUGUUUUGUUUCUUUUUUUGUAAAUGUAGAGAUUUUUAACCUGAAGCAGAGACGACGCAAAAAAUCAGACCCCAGCUAAUUUUAUCUGAGCGAGAGCGAGAGUUUUAAUGAAUGUGGUUUUUAUAUAGUUUUUAUAUAUGUGUGAAUGAGGUGUUGAAGGGGUUGCGAACUGGGAAACCGAAUCAUUUCACUGAAUAUAUUUUAUUUUAUUCAAGUGCCUUUAAGUUUUUUAAGAAAAGAAAACCAAACAAAAAAAUAUUUUUGGGGGGUAUUUUUAUUUUUUAGUGUUGGUUUUUAAGGUAUCAAAUUUAUGAUUUAUAGGAUUGUGAUGAUGGAUGUAAAUGUUACACUGUAUUGCCAGAAGUAUGAGCUUGAGUUCAAUCCAGUUCUUAAUCCAUUGGGUUUAAUAUGAUAUCAGUUUAUCUUUUACUUCUCUGGGAAUGUUUUCCACAAGGUUUAGGAGUGUGUUUAUUGUCAUUUUUUACUUUUUUAUUGGACGAGAAGACCUGCAUCAGUCCCCAAUCAGAUUCAUCCCAAUGGUUUUCUAUCAGAGGUCAGGACAGUUCAAGUUCUUCCUCUACUCCAAUCUCUCAAACUCAAAGAUCAUCCAUGUCUUUUUUAGAUCUUGCUUUUUGCACUGAUGAAAACGAAAAGUGGUCCACAAACUGGUGACAGUUAUUUAAAAAUCCAUGAAAUUGUCUAAAAUCUCUUGGUUUUCUGAAGCAUUGAGAGUUCCUUGCACUCUUGCUUUCACGGGUCGAACCCAACUCCUGCAAAACAACCCAAAAACAAACUAAUGAUCCCCCCUCAGCCAAACUUUACACUCAUUACAGGGUUCCUGUGGGUCCUUAGAAUGUCUUAAAAAGGCUUAAAAGGUCUUAAAAAGGCUUAGAAAAGUCUUAAAUAACUAAGGUUGGUGAAGAGGUAUCUAACAUUAGCUGAAAGGUAGCUAAGGUUAGCAGAGAGCUAGCUAACAUUUAGUGGCGGAUUAGCUAGCAAACAUGCUAACAUAUUAACUUCACAGAUGAGUCGGCUAACUGGGAGGUCAUAAUAAGUUUUGACUAAGACUAUAAUAAAUAAUAAUUUUAGGCUGCAUAAUUUUCCAUUUUUAACUUCCAAUACAAUCAAUUAUUUUCUACCAAAGAAAUUAUGACAACUUUUUGGAUCUUAAAUAAUAUAUUUUUUUAGGUCCUAAAAACAUUAAAUUUGACUUUUAAAAUGACUUUUCCAUCGUAUUGUUAGUUGGAGAGGCGUGAUUCAUCACUAUAGAGACCACUGAAUUCACCACUGAACUCACCAACUUUCUAGAAAUAACGAACUUUCUAGAAAUAGUAAAAUGAAAUAGUAAAAUGUAAGCGUAAAAAUCAAAAUCUGCAAUAUGAGCAAUAUCAUAUUACCGCCAACAUCCUCCUUCCCCCUCAGUAAGAGUGAGAAUAUUGAAGAUGGCUUGUAGCUGAAUCUUCCAGCAUGACAAUGACCCGGGACACACCUGAGAUAUUUUAACUAGUAUUUGUAGAAGCACCUACAGGAACACCUGAGUGAAUAUUUUUGGCAAUAUAGUGUAGAUUUGAUGAUGAUCUAUGUCUGAUCAGGUUUUUCGAAUAGAAUCAAUUGUCCUUCUUCUUAGAAAUAACGAACUUUCUAGAAGUAACAAACUUUCUAGAAGUAACAGAUUUUCUAGAAGUACCUAACUUUCUAGACGUAACGAACUUUCUAGAAAUAGUAAGAAGUAAGAGUAAGAAUAUUGAAGAUGGGUCGUCGCUGGAUCUUCCAGCAUGACAAUGACCCGAGACACACCCGAGGUAUCUUUACUAAUGUUUGUAUAAGCACCUGCAGGAACACAUGAAUAAAGUGAAUAUAUUUUUGGCAAUACAGUGUAGAUUUGAUGAUGAUCUACUAUGUCUGAUCAGGUUGAAUCGAAUUGAAUCGAUUGUCCUGGACCUAUUGAACCAUUGCUAAAAGCAAUAAUUGAACCACUAAUAUGUGCCUAACAAACCACCAGCUUCAACUUCUCAAUUACUGGAAACUUUUGUAAUUUAUCACAUGAAAAAUCAGCAAUAUGAGCAUAUCAUAUUACCACCAACAUCCUCCUUCCCUCUCAGUAAGAGUAAGAAUAUUGAAGAUGGUUUGUGGCUGGAUCUUCCAGCAUGACGAUGACCCGAGACACCUGAAAUAUUUUCACUAAUGUUUGUAAAAGCACCUGUGAACAAAGUAGAGAUUCAGGAACAUGUGAAUAAAGCGAAUAUAUUUUUGGCCAUAUAGUGUAGAUUUGAUGAUGAUCUACUAUGUUUGAACAGGUUUUUAGAAUUGUAUCGAUUAUCUUGGACCUAUAGUUCCAUUGCUAAAAGCAAUAAUUGAACCACUAAUAUGUGCCUAACAAACCACCAGCACUUCACUAUUACUGGAAGAUAUAAUUUAUCACAUGAUAAAUCAGCAAUACGAGCAAUAUCCGGUUAUAUCUGCGUAAAUCAGCUUUAUUUGAGAAAUUAGGUUUUAUAUCAGUGACUGUAGAAAACAUGGAGACUUUUUUUUUUUUCUAUAGAAAUUACUGUUCAAUUUGCAACCAGAGCCAAUCAACACAGUAGAAAAAAGAGGCGGAGCCAGAUUUGGUAGAACCGCCCCUUUUUUCCCAAACCAAGUGUUACAGUCUCAGGCUGCCUACCUUGAGCAGUUUACAGUAAUGGUCCCCAACAAUAAUAAUAUCGCCAACAUUUUUUAAUAUCGUAAAUGAUAUCGUACCCUGAAAUAUCGCCCACCCCUAAUUAUUUCACACUGUUCUCAUUAUUCCUCAUUAUAUAUCUACUAGAGACAGAUUAUAUCUGUACAGUAUCAUUUAUUCUACUUUAAUCCUGGAUAUAUGAAGUGCAUUUUAAGUAUCAUGACAUUCUGGAUCAUUGACUUUAUCUGUUACAAAUCUGAUCAAAUUCUUGUAUUUUUUUAAUAUCUCGGAUAUUAUAUCGUAUACAGCAAUAAAAUGUAAUUUGCAUUAUGUUGCAGUAGUGCAUUCUUGAAAUAUAUAAAUAUAUAUAUAUAUUGUUUGUUUUUAAAAUCGAUUUUGUCAUAUCGCCAAAAGUAUCGUUAUUGUGAAAAUAAUAUGAAAUAUUUUAAUAAUAUUUUAGGGACAUAUCGACCACCCCUAGUUCAUGCACAGUAUUUUAUUACCAAAUAAUUUAUGAUUCUAUCAUAUAUAUUAUUGUGCUGGAGUUUAAAUCCGUUUUUUUUUUUUUUUUAACCGCUGAGAUAAUCCAAAGCUACUAUUCUAAAAACCAAUCAGAUUUACUGAAAAAUAAAAUAUGCGUAAAAAGCUACUUUGUGUAACAAAACUUCGUAAAAAGUUUACGAAGUAACCGUUAAUGUGACCAACAGCAGAAUCGAACUACAUCGCUAAUAUAUAAUACUAGUAUUAUUGAUGAUUAACUAGAUCUAACUGUUCAUUUUUCAAUUAAUUCAAUUAAAAGCGUAGCCCCACCUAUUAUAAUAUAAUCUAUUAUAAUAUAUUAUAAUAUAGCAGAAUAAGAUGAUAAACUAAUUCCUGUUGGGGUGAAAAUACAAAUGUUUCAUGAUUUACAACAAACUAAAUUAAAACUAACUUUUAAAAUUAGACACUGGAGACGGAAAGAGGAAUAAGAAAGAAAGUGGGCGGGGCUGUUUUAUAUUUUUUCUUUAUUAAAACACACAGGGGUGGGCGGAGCUACACAUCAUACCGCAACGAGCCAGCAGAGGUGCUAGACCUGUGGUGGUUUCACUUUUUAGCAAUAUAAAAACUAACUUUAAAAUUAGACACUGGAGAUGAAAAGAGGAAUUAGAAGGAAAGUGGGCGGGGUUGUUUUCUUGUUUGUUUUUUUCAUUAAAACACACGGGUGGGCGGAGCUACACACUAUAUCGCAACCAGCCAGCAGAGGCGCUAGACCUGUGGUGGUUUCACUUUUAAAAGACUGUUUCCAUGUUUUUUACAGUCACUGGAUAAAAUUGAAGUGUCACGUACUUUUAAAGCUCACCUUCCGCGAAAAUCCGAUUUUUCUUGUUUUUUGUGGAAUACAGUAGGUCUCUCCGAGUUGAAUGUGUACACCUGCACAUUAAACUGUUUUGCAGCCCCCAUUGUCUGCAGGAGCUAAGCAAAGAAAUCCCCCCUCCCCCCCUCCGAAAAACGGGUGAAUUUUGAAUUAUCUUUUUGCCUACGUAGGCAGAAACUCACAGACCAGCCCACCUUGGCUCGAGAAACUCCCAGAGGCGGAGCUGAAGCGACGCAACAUCACCGCUCAUCAGUUAGGAGGUGGGAGGCAGUGAGCGGCAGAGCGGCGGAGGGGCGUCGCAGUGCUCCUAGCCAAUCAGAGGAGAGAUAUUUGCAUGCUGUUUGCAUGUAUGAAUAUUCAUGAGCAAAGCUGGAAUCCGGUCAUUUUGGACACACCCCUAAAACAGUCCAUUAAAAAAGAGCUAUACAGAGACACCUGAGCACUUUUUUUUUUACAAAAACGGCUCACAUGUCAUUCAUUCAUACUAGAGACCACAACUAGACAUUUUAAAAUGAAAGAUAAAACGACGGAAGGUGAGCUUUAAUAACCUUUAAUCAUCACUUUAAUCAUCUCACACUAUCUGCAUAUUAAUUUUAAUAUACAGCUGCUUGUAUUUUAGUGCUUGGUGUGAUGAAAAAAUGCAGUGUAUUUCUCAUUUUAGCCUAAAAGCUUUAUGAUAUAUCAGUCUGAGGGUAUCUCAAUUUUAAGAUUUUAAGCAUUUGUUUAAAAGCACAUUUUAUGUUUUGUACAUAAAGUUUUUUACAUGUUUUUCUUUUAAAUCUCUGCAUAACUGAGUGGUUAAAGGGCGUGUUACACUCAUUUUUAAAUGGAAUGCAUAAAAUAAAAAAAAUAAAAAUGCAUAAAAUUAUUUGAUCGGAUUUUUGACAAACUCUUGAUAUUCUAAUGCAGUAAUCAGAUUAUAAAAUGCAUAUAAAUGUUUUUAUCAGAUCACUGAUAAAAUCAGAUGUUUUGCACUGUUUGAAUUAUGAAUUGCAUGUUCACACAUUUUGAUCAAAAAAAAAAUAAAACCUAACAAACGCAAAAAUCCUGAUUUCUGCAAAACUCCGUUUUCAGUAAUCCGAUCAAAUCAUUUUCAUGCAUUUAUAAUCUGAUUACUUCAAAUCAUCAAAGCUGUAAAUGUAAAUGUGGUACCAAAUACUUCAUUUGUUAAUUAUAGCUGUAUUUUUGUUUUGUUUUUUUACUGUAAAAACAAUUGAUUUUAGAUCAGUAAUUGUGGAAUCUUGUGCUGAAAUUCAGUUUAAGUGGUUAUUGGGUGUGUUUCACUCAUUUUUAAAUGGUGCACAAUCAAGCCAUAAAUUUUAGCCCUUGUGCUUUUUUUUAGAGAAAUUGUGAAAUUAAAUUAAGGUACUAAACAAAAGCAUUUUCUACAAGUGACCGUGCAUCUUAAAUUCUGUUUUAUUGAUCAGUACAAAUUAUUUCAGUAAUUAUUUUUUUAUGAUUGUAAUUAAUAAUUGCAUUUAUUAAAUCCUAAAGGAAAAAAAAGUAUAAGAAACAUAAAUAAUUAAAUAAAAUAAUUGAAUAAAUAAAAAUCUAAAUAAAAUUUGGCAAAAAACUAAAUAUAUAAAAAUAUAAAAAAAAUAUUUUAUAGAAAAACAAUCUAUAUCAUUUUUUCCCCACACCCUAACUAUUUAAUUAUGCAGAUCUUUAUUAAAAAAUACAGUGUAAUUUCUUGUUUAAUUGUGAUAUUUUAUAUGUGUGUAUAUAUGGAUAGAAUGGCUCAAUGUUCACAGUUGUUACUUUUGAUUGAUUAUUUUCUUUUUAAAUCAUUUUAUUCAUUCCUUUUGUAUCAUUAUUCAGUUAUUCAGUAUCUAACGGGUAAUUGAUGAAUACCUGUCAGAUUAUCAGAUUAUCAGAUUAUCAGAUUAUCAGAUUAUGAGUGUGUGUAAAUGUGUUUUACUGGAUUACUGAUAUUUUAUAUAUGGGUUUUUUUUCAUGUGUGUGGCGCCACCUGCUGGAGAACAGUAACAAAAACAACACGCUGAUUUAAAUAAUGAUUUACCACACUUCUACUUGUAGGACCAAAUACUGCAUUCGAGUGUCAUUACUUUUAACUGUAUUUUUAUUUUUACUGUAAAGAUCAGUAAUUGUAGAAUCCUGUGCUGAAAUUCAGUCUAAAUCUGUUCAGAGUUGUUCUGAGUGUGGUCAUAAUGUUUUGACAGUGUGAGAAGUGUGUAGAUGGUUGAAGUGUGUGUGUGUAGAGUGUGUGUGUAGUGUGUGUGGUGUGUAGUGUGUGUGUAUUUAGGCUCAGUUGUGUUUAAAUGCCCUGUGUAAUUAAGGACUGCAAGUCUGCUGAGGCCUGUAACGAUUAUUACGAUACUGAUUUAUCGUACGAUUUAGAGAUAAAACAACAUCAUUUCUGCUCAUCUCGAUUCUGACCGUUCGCUGUUUUCCUAAAAAAAAAAACAUAAACUCAAUUUUAUCCAAAUCACAUUUCAUUUCCAGUGUAAACAUCAAAUUUUACAAAAUAAAAUAUCCGCCAACAGAGCUUGUGAUGUUUUUAUAUUCUUUUAUUAUCUCUAUUAUAUCUUUUAUUUUAUAUCCACAGUUUUACUCAAAAAAUCUUAUCUUGUCAGAAUAAGUUGGAAUAAUGAUUUAUUCUUUGGAUAAUUUGACUUACUAUGCCAAAAAUAGUAAACAUAUAGUGAACUUCCUAGAAAUAACGAGCUUUCUAGAAAUAAUGAACUUCCUAGAAAUGACAAACUUUUUAGAAAUAACGAAAUUUCUAGACAUGACGAACAUUCAAGAAAUAACACACUUUCUAGACAAACUUUCUAGAAAUAAACAAAUAUAAACAUAAUGAACUUUCUAGACAUCAAAACCUUCUAAGAAUAACACAUUUUCUAGACAUAAACUUUCUAGAAAUAAACUUUCUAGACAUGAACUUCAUAGAAAUAAUGAACUUUCUAGAAAUAACGUAUAACGUACUUUCUAGAGGUAACGAACUUCCUAGAAAUACUGAACAUUCUAGAAUUAAAAAACUUUCUAGAAAUAACGAACUUCCUAGAAAUUCU
This is a messenger RNA of Astyanax mexicanus (Mexican tetra), 7859 nucleotides long. RefSeq names its product CKLF-like MARVEL transmembrane domain-containing protein 6. The transcript is spliced from 5 exons. The record is from RefSeq and is a predicted model, not a curated record. NCBI's taxonomy places the organism in Eukaryota, Metazoa, Chordata, Actinopteri, Characiformes, Acestrorhamphidae. The coding region runs from base 130 to 684 and encodes 184 amino acids. Gene Ontology annotation, cellular component: membrane.